CGGUCGCGCAGACUCCUCCCACAAGGGCGGGGACAAGCGGGGCCCAAGAUGGCAGCCAGCCGCUACCGGCGUUUCCUUAAGCUCUGUGAGGAAUGGCCAGUGGACGAGACCAAACGGGGCCGGGACUUGGGCGCUUACCUGCGGCAGCGGGUAGCACAGGCCUUUCGGGAGGGAGAGAACACCCAGGUUGCGGAGCCUGAGGCCUGUGAUCAGAUGUAUGAGAGCUUAGCAAGACUCCAUUCAAACUAUUACAAACACAAGUACCCUCGCCCCAGAGACACGAGCUUCAGUGGCCUGUCCGUGGAGGAGUACAAGCUGAUCCUGUCCACAGACACCCUAGAAGAGUUUAAGGAAAUGAAUAAAGGCAUGUGGAAGAAACUGCAGGAGAAGUUUGCCCCCAGGAAUCCCGAGGAGAAGCAGAAGGCCUGGGCCCGGGCUUUAUCUCGCCCGCGCACCUAAGCGUGGAGUCUUGUACGUUGCCAUCAUAAAUAAAACCGCCCUGAUUUCCCCAUCCUCGUGGUUCAGGAAUCUCACCCAGCCUUCACAGAAAGGAAGCCAUUGUUGUUCUAAAGAAAGCUGCUGCCCGAGAAGGGAUGCCUCUGAGCAUCCACCCCCUCCCGCCCGUCAGGGUAGGGAGGUCUCCAGAGGAGAGGAAAUGUGGGGCUCCGCCUGGGCUGCGAAGGGAAGGUGACGGGGCCUCUGAGCAAGGUGCUUCCUGUGCAGCCACGGGAGCCCCAGCUGCCAGGGGUGUCUGGCUGGCUCCUGGCAAGAGUCUCAGGCUCCCUUUUGUUGUAGGAGCUCCUGGGGGAUAGCCCAAACUAGCAGUAACCAUUGAGAAGGCAUCCUGUUGCAGGCGGAAGGCAGCAGGAGGUGGUGUGGCCGAGAGAUGACAAGAGGCUGCUUGGCCGUCAUCCCCACUGACUCAGAAGCACAGAUCCGCUCCUCUGCCCCUGACCUUGCAGAAAACCAAUGUUCCAGGUGUGCUUGAGAGACAGAGUAGAGCUAUGGGUGUAGAGCUCUGGCCAGGCGGGGCCUCAGACUGCAGGCGGCUUUAGCCGUAGGACACCAGCCCCCCGGGCCAGGGACACACACACGGUCCUCUCUCCCCUGGAACCUCAGCUGUGGUAAAUGCUCGAGGUCCCCACAUGAGCACUUCAGUCAAGAACAGAGCUGAGAGAAGGUGGGGCAGGGGCUGUCAGGCACCCCUCGCGGGGAAGAAGGGAAAGCGAGCUCCUAACCUCCUUUGUACUUGCACUCCUCAGUGUGUUUCGAAAUACAUACAAUAAAGUGCAAACCAGUUACACUGCGA
Suricata suricatta (meerkat) is the source of this 1309-nucleotide messenger RNA. Its product is annotated as ubiquinol-cytochrome-c reductase complex assembly factor 2. The record is from RefSeq and is a predicted model, not a curated record. Gene Ontology annotation, biological process: mitochondrial respiratory chain complex III assembly. The coding region runs from base 49 to 459 and encodes 136 amino acids. NCBI's taxonomy places the organism in Eukaryota, Metazoa, Chordata, Mammalia, Carnivora, Herpestidae. The transcript has 4 exons. Gene Ontology annotation, cellular component: mitochondrial matrix.